CCCUCCCUAUCCCACUCAUUAGUGUGCUACAUUUCGCUGACGAUCUCUCGGGGCAAACGAGCGGCGCAGGACUAGUUUCGCUCAUCAGAAGAGAUUUAAAUAUCAUUCCGGGACAUUUUUUCGUCUUCUUGUUAAUCGUGGAAUUGAUCCUGUCGACUUUAAGAGGACAAUUUGACUGUGAUAUCGGCGCAGAUCAGUUUAGAAGAUGGUUCGAGUCUCCGCAAUAUCGGUCCUUAUUUUGGGCAUCGUAGUUCCAGGGUUGGCCGGCUAUAUUGAGGCGCUUGCAGCCAAUGCAGGCACAGGUUUUGCCGUAGCGGAGCCUCAGGUGGCCAUGUUCUGUGGGAAGCUCAACAUGCACGUAAACAUCCAGACAGGACGCUGGGAACCGGAUCCUUCCGGGCUGAAGAGCUGUGUAGGAACCAAAGAGGGCGUGCUGCGCUACUGUCAGGAGAUGUACCCUGAGCUCCAGAUCACUAACGUGGUGGAGGCCAACCAGCCAAUCACGAUUGAGAACUGGUGCAAGAAGGAGAAGAAGCUGUGUAAAGGCCACGCCCACAUCGUGGUGCCUUACAAAUGUUUAGUGGGGGAGUUUGUGAGUGACGUGCUGCUGGUUCCUGAGAAGUGCAGGUUCUUCCACAAGGAGAGGAUGGACAUGUGUGUCAGCCACCAACAGUGGCACGGGGUGGCCGAGGAGGCCUGUUCCAAGGGGACCAUGGUCCUUCACAGCUAUGGCAUGUUACUGCCCUGUGGCAUUGAUAAGUUCCAUGGUACAGAGUAUGUAUGCUGCCCCUCCCCUGGGGAACCCUCCCUGCCCGCCAUGCCCUCCCAGGAGGAAGAAGAAGAAGAUGAAGAGGAGGACGAAGAGGUGGAGGAAACGGCACUGGAUCAGGAUGAUCUUGUAGAGAAGGAGAGCGAGGCCCCAGCUGAUGAGCAGCCCACCACUCAGAAAGAGGAGGAGCCAUUGGAUGAGGAAGAUGAAGAUGAGGAAGAGUACCACUAUGUGUAUGAAGAUGAGGAGGCCGACAGAGAGGAAGAGGAGGAGGAGGAGAAGAAAGAGAGGGAUAGUGUUCCAGAGAGCCAGGAUGAAGACAAGACCCUGACAGAGGUCAAAGCGGUGUGUACCCUGGAGGCUGAGACCGGCCCCUGCCGUGCCUCCAUGGCCCGCUGGCACUUCGAUAUGACAACCAGGAAGUGCGUCCGCUUCGUGUACGGGGGCUGCGCUGGAAACCGCAACAACUUUGACUCUGAGGAAUACUGCAUGGCCGUGUGCAAACGCCUUACAGCAGUGCCCCCCACCCCUCAGCCCACUGACGAUGUUGACGUGUACUUCGAGACGCCCGCUGAUGACAAGGAGCAUACACGCUUCCAGAAGGCCAAGGAGCAGCUGGAGAUCAGGCACCGUAACCGAAUGGAGAGGGUGAGAAAGGAGUGGGAGGAGGCAGAGCGUCAGGCUAAGGAGCUUCCUAAGGCUGAGAGACAGACUCUGAUCCAGCACUUCCAGGCCACGGUAGAGUCUCUGGAAGAGGAGGCAGCCAGUGAAAAGCAGCAGCUGGUUGAGACCCACCUGGCUCGGGUAGAGGCCAUGCUCAACGACCGCCGCCGCCUGGCGCUGGAGAACUACCUAGCCGCCCUGCAGGCUGACCCACCGAGGCCCCACCGUAUCCUGCAGGCCCUGAGGCGGUAUGUGCGCGCGGAGAACAAGGACCGUCAGCACACCAUCCGCCACUACCAACACGUACUGGCUGUCGACCCUGAGAAGGCUUCCCAGAUGAAGUCCCAGGUACACACCCUGACCCCUAACCCUGAACAGGUGAUGACCCACCUACGUGUGAUCGAGGAGAGGAUGAACCAGAGUCUGUCUCUGCUCUACAAGGUUCCCUACGUCGCCGAGGAGAUCCAGGAUGAGAUUGGUUCAGGGAUGUACGGCCAGGACGGGCUGAUCGGAGCCGAGGAGAGGAUCAUCAACAGCAAGCCCAAGAUCAACAACAACAUGCAGGUGGUUGAUGAGACUCUGGAUGUAAAGGAAGUGAUAUACAGUGCUGAGAGAGUCAACGUUAUGCAUGGUGAUGAGCUGGAAUCCUACCGUCCUCUGGGUGAGGACUUCAGCUUCGGGAGCUCUGCUCUGAUUGGUCUGCUGGUGAUAGCGGUGGCCAUAGCAAUGGUGAUAGUGAUCAGCCUGGUUAUUCUGAGGAAGAGGCAGUACGGAACCAUCAGCCACGGCAUUGUGGAGGUUGACCCCAUGCUGACCCCAGAGGAGCGACACCUCAGCAAGAUGCAGAACCACGGCUACGAGAACCCCACCUACAAAUACCUGGAACAGAUGCAGAUCUAGGAUUGGCUGUGGCACCGAGCAGAGAGGAGGGGCCAACAUACUACUGACCAAUAACAAAAAAAAUACUCUCCUCAGAAAAUAAUUUGCGUAAAUAACAUCAGAUCACAAUACAUAUACUGAUUUGUUUUCAAACCGAUCCUUGAAGAAUAAUGCUAAAACUACUGCUACUAUUGUACUUUCCAGCUCCCUUUGAGUCUUGGGGUUUCUUUUAAAAGGGUGAUGUACGUAAUCUCUACGUUUUCUAUAACAUGUGAUUUAAUAAUGAAUUAUUACUCUCUGAAGAUUUAAGAUGUGUUGUUUAUUUGUUUGUUUAUUUGUUGUUUAAAAAAAAAACAUGCAACAAGGUAAGAAACCAAAGCAACGCCAUUGUUGACUAUAAAUGUAUCUCGUCAUCAGACAACAAGGAGGACACUAACAUUUUGUUUUCUCAUCGUACCAGUGUCCCAAAACCUUCUGACGGUCUUCUCAUAUUAACAAAGUUGUUGUUGGUUUCUUUUUCAAUAGAUUUGCUUGAAUGUGAAGGUUCUUUGUACCUCUUAAAUGAUGUAGUGAAACUACAAAUGAGGAAAAAGAAUGAAAACAAAAUCAUGAAUUCAGUUACUUUCUAUUCUUUGUUGUGAUUACAAACAAAAUAUACAUAAACAGUUUAAAAUAUAUAUAUAUAUAUAUAAAUGAGCUGUUUUUAUUCCACCAGGGAAGAGAGGCUGAAACUGGGAUGGUGGCUGAGCUAGGUUGGGAUGUUGUGUUGCAGACAGACAGGAGCAUGUGCAGACAGACAGGAGCGCGUGCAGACAGGCGGAAGCGCGUGCAGACAGACGGGAGCGCGUGCAGACAGACGGGAGCGCGUGCAGACAGACGGGAGCGCGUGCAGACAGACGGGAGCGCGUGCAGACAGACGGGACAGCGUGCAGACAGACGGGAGAGCGUGCAGACAGACGGGAGAGCGUGCAGACAGACACAGGAUAGUAGACAGACAGACACAGGAUAGUAGACAGACAGACACAGGAGAGUAGACAGA
Molecule: messenger RNA, 3350 nt
Organism: Oncorhynchus gorbuscha (pink salmon)
Lineage: Eukaryota; Metazoa; Chordata; Actinopteri; Salmoniformes; Salmonidae
Gene: aplp2
Product: amyloid beta (A4) precursor-like protein 2
Exons: 16
Coding region: 206-2332 (708 amino acids)
Biological process (GO): central nervous system development; axonogenesis
Cellular component (GO): membrane
Molecular function (GO): transition metal ion binding; heparin binding; serine-type endopeptidase inhibitor activity
Source: RefSeq, a predicted model, not a curated record